Symbiodinium necroappetens is the source of this 720-nucleotide messenger RNA. NCBI's taxonomy places the organism in Eukaryota, Dinophyceae, Suessiales, Symbiodiniaceae. The record is from the annotation of a GenBank genome assembly.
AUGGAGCCAUCAAGCAACCAGCAACUUUACGGCCGGCAGGCAGAGCCACUGAUUCUCCGCCGGUGCCCUGACGAGGGCACCAGCCGCCACCGUCCUUUGGAGGUCCGCCGCGACCGCCGUGUCGCCACUCCAGGUUGGUUUGCUGUCUGCAAGCACGCCAAGGGUGUCUCUUUCGCCAAAAAGUCCAAGUUCAUGCGGCGAGUUUGGCGAUACACGACCGAGACCCGGAAGCGGAUUGACAGGUUGAACGAAGAGCUGCGGUUGCCCCCGAAGUACAUCGCGAUGCAGGUUCGCCGGGGCGAUAAGGUGGCAGGAAACCGCAAGGAGAGCGUGCAGAUCACGGGCAUGGACUUCGCCAGGGAGGCGCAGAAACACCUCUCUUCAAGCUGUUCUGUUGUGGUCGUUUGCACCGACGACCUCACUGCCGCCGAGGAAGUGGGCCGUGCCCUGCGUUCGCUCGGCUCUCCCGCAGAGGUCCGCUGGCGUUCCCGCGCCGAAGUCCCCGCAAAUCUGCGCAACGGCCACUGGCAGGCAAACUACAACGCCCUGUCAGCGAAGCAGCGGAUUGAGAUGACUCACGAGUUCCUGGCGGAUGUGGAGGUGCUGCGAUGCGCGGAGGUGUGCCUUUGCACUUUCAGCAGCAACGUGGGACGUCUCGUCGCCUUACUCCGCGACCAGCGAACAGUGAGCUUGGACAUCACGGAGUGGACGAAUGAUUAG